CUCUGGCGCAGUACCGUGCGGAAGGCGGGUCUUAGAGUCAGUAUAGUGGAAUACUAUUGGCCAGUGAGUUUGCCUAUCAACGCAGAAGCGGCGUACGCAUAGCAAUAAUGGCUGAUUCUCAUGUCAUGGCUCACCAGCGCUGUCAGGAGAAGACACCCGUCCAGAUCCUGCACGAGUAUGGCAUUAAAAUCGGCCGCGCGCCCGUGUACGCGCUCCUCCAGUCUGACGGAGAAGCGCACCAGCAAUCCUUCAUCUUCAGUGUCACCAUAGGAGAAAUCACAUGCAAAGGUCGAGGAGCCACUAAAAAGGCUGCAAAACAUGAAGCUGCAGAAGCCGCAUUGAACUUAUUGAAACGAGACACCCGGCCAAAUGAUCAGAGAGAUGGUGUUUCUCCUGAAGCCGGAGACGCAUCCAAUCCUGUAGGAGUCCUGCAGGAGCUGGCCAUGCAGAGAGUCUGGUGUCUGCCGGAGUAUGUGGUGUCUUUGGAGACCGGGCCGGAUCACAUGAAGGAGUUCACUGUUACCUGUCGUCUGGAAGGCCUGGAGGAGUCAGGCACCGGCAGCUCCAAAAAGCAGGGCAGACGCGCAGCAGCCGAACGCAUGCUGGGGAAACUACAGAGUCUGUCCGGAUCUCCCGAGAUCACAUGGAGCCCUCCGUCUCGCGUGUAUGUGGAAAGCUUACGGCAGGCCACAGGGGAGAAGAUGUCCCUCCUGAGGAGGACGCCGCUCAGCAUCCCAAACACAGACUACAUUCAGAUGCUGCUGGAGAUCUCACUGGAGCUGGGCUUUCAGGUCACAUACGUAGACAUCGAUGAGCUGACCGUGAACGGCCAGUACCAGUGUUUGGUGGAGCUGUCCACCCGACCGGUGACGGUGUGCCACGGGACAGGGAUGACCAGCAGUAACGCCCACAACACCGCAGCACAUAACGCCCUGCAGUACAUCAAGAUGGUCGCUAGUAAACUCUAACAGCAGGUCCGGGAUCAGUGUGCACAUGAUUUCUGACCUGCACGUACUGACCCCGAGCCUGUUUCACACAGCACACACAAAACACAUACUGACCCGAGACCAGACUCGCUGAUGAAAAUAAAUGAAUUUCUGGAUUACAACACUGAGUUUAUUCUUGGUUGUUGAAAACCGUUACAUUUACAUCCGAAUAUACAGUGAACCUCAAACUGGAUGUACUUAGUUUUUUUGAUUGUCACUACAUGAAACCUGACUGAAAUACUCACAUACAUAUAUAUAUAUAUAUAUAUAUAUAUAUAUAUAUAUAUAUAUAUAUAUAUAUACUUUUUUAAUUGCUUACACCCUCAAACCUUUCGCUCAUAUACCAUAACUUAAGACCAAGUUACAAUCAAAAUCAAAAACAACCUGACCACAAAAAAAUAAUUCCCCCUUGCAUUUCUGCUUACAGUAUUUUGUAAAUCUAUUCUGAAUAUGCACACAAGUCAAGUCACCUUUAUCUCUUAUGCUUUAUACAGCGCAGAAUGUUUCAAAGCAGUAGUUACAAAUUCAAACAAGCCUAUACUGUCAUUAUACAGAUCAAGUUAGUUCAGUGUUGAUUCAGUCCAGUUUUAUAACUAAUGCUCAUCAGUUGUGCAUACUGUAUUUACAGUGCAUUCUUGUACACACGUGUGUGUGGGUGCUGUGACACAAGAUAGUACUUUAGAUAGUACUGUCAAGAUAGUACUUUGCAAAAAUAGCAAAAACAAUUUUUUAAAGUUAAAAUUAAAAGUUAAAAAUUCUUUUGAUUUUGCAUGAUAGAGUGUGGCGAAAACAAGCCAUAGUUUCAAUAAUUGUGUAAGCAAUUAAAAAAACAUCAACUGUAAGGUUUACAGUGCGUUCUCGAGGCUCAGAGAGCAGUGAACGCUUUAAACCGGUAUCUGUGAUGGUUAAACGAAGCUUCGCGAUGCAUCGCAAAACGUUUUUCACUACGCUGUACGGUGUGUCCACCUACUGGUCAUUACUGUGUAUAGCACACAACAAACUUACAUCCACUGGUUUCAUCCGAUUUGCUUCUUUAACUCAUCUCUUUUAUUUAGACAAGUAGAAGUGAAUCUUUUAUUUAUUUUAUUUUAGUUAUUUGAUUAUAACUAUAACAAAGUUUGUUUGGGCUUUAUAUAUUGGGGGAAACAAUGUACUAAAGAAAACCAUGAUGAAGUGUGAAUACUGUUACAUGAAUAAACAUCUUUUUUUUUUACACAACAAGCUUCACUACAUGUUGAUAUGGGUGCCGCUGUGUGAAACAGGCCUUCACGGACAAAUACAUGGACUGCACUCAUUUGGCAAAUAAAGAUACAUCAAACCUA
Messenger RNA from Carassius gibelio (silver crucian carp), 2308 nucleotides. Its product is annotated as interferon-inducible double-stranded RNA-dependent protein kinase activator A homolog. The coding region runs from base 108 to 968 and encodes 286 amino acids. Lineage: Eukaryota; Metazoa; Chordata; Actinopteri; Cypriniformes; Cyprinidae. The transcript is spliced from 8 exons. The record is from RefSeq and is a predicted model, not a curated record.